This is a messenger RNA of Ostrea edulis (European flat oyster), 814 nucleotides long. RefSeq names its product BPTI/Kunitz domain-containing protein-like. Lineage: Eukaryota; Metazoa; Mollusca; Bivalvia; Ostreida; Ostreidae. The record is from RefSeq and is a predicted model, not a curated record. Gene Ontology annotation, biological process: negative regulation of peptidase activity. Bases 84 to 713 code for a protein of 209 amino acids. Gene Ontology annotation, molecular function: serine-type endopeptidase inhibitor activity. The transcript is spliced from 6 exons. Gene Ontology annotation, cellular component: extracellular region.
AUUAGAAUUUUAAUGUUGAAAUUAGUGGAUAAAAUUUGCAUGAAUUAUUGGUAUAAUAGCGAAGGAAUCGUUUACAUCAAUUAAUGAUUCGCCGCACAUCGAGGCAGUUAGGGACUAUCUUCUUAAUCAUGCAGCUCCCUAUUUUGUUCAGUGUACUUACAGUAGCCUUUGCCGGAUCAUACGGUCCAGGCGAAAAACCAGGACAAUGCCCGUCUGAAGAGGGCAGGGCUUUCCCGUGUGUCUGUCUCCCCGGCCCGAGUCAGUGUUCCAAUGACUAUGAUUGCGAUUACGGUUUGAAAUGUUGUUCAUAUGGAUGUUCCUGUCAAUCGUACUGUGUUCGUCCAGUGUUUGGACCAGGGCCACAACCAGGUCCUAUACCAGUGCCGCAACCAGGUCCUAUACCAGGGCCGCAACCAGGCACAUGUUUCUACAAUGGGCGGAGUUAUAACCCAGGUGAAAGUUUCCCUGCUGUAGAUGGUUGCAAUAACUGCAUUUGCUUUUUGGACGGAAGUAUUAAUUGUUCCGGAUUUCCUUGCGAUGUGUGUACACAACCCAAGGUUGUAGGACCAUGUUAUGCAGCAUUCCGAAGAUGGUGGUACAACCAAUUCACCAAUCGCUGUGAAAGGUUCAUCUACGGAGGUUGUCAAGGAAACGAAAAUAACUUCCAAACCGAGGCAGACUGCCGAAGGCGUUGUCGACGAAACAAAUAUUAAGAAAAGGCUUCCUUCCAGAACUGAAACGCCGGGGAAGCAUUCGACGCUGAAAUAUCUUAUAUUAUUGACCAAUAAAAUAAAUUAUAUAUGUGUACAAUAAA